AUGGACCGAACAGUUUCACCUCUGCAACAUGACUCGACUAAAAGAAGGCGUAUACUUAGCGAUAUCGCAAACAGGUCAGUCCAGCCCAUAGAAAGCCAUACACGGAGAAAAACACUAGGGUUUGAUCUAGUCAGAAUCGACAUCUCAAAUCAGGACAAAUCCGAAUCACUCGCGCCAAAAAGUCAAUUAGAUAUGAAACAGAGAGGAUCUGGCAUUCCCACUCUUCGUGGGCCUGAUAGAUACGAAAAGCUCUUGAAUAUAAGCGAGAGCUUGAAUAGAAAGUGCAAAGUGAACACAACCCAUUACAAUUACUCAUCGACGAAUAUGAACGAAUCAAGUAGACAGCUUAUAGAAAAGCUCACACAGGAACUUGAGGACUUGGACAGUGAAAUACGACAGGCUUCUGAGGACUUGGCUUUGGUCGAUGACGAGUAUUCGCACCAAAAUAUGCUACAUCGUGCUCUAAAAACAGAAAUGACUGAACUCAACAAUGUUUUGCGAGAUCACGAAGCGAAAUUCGAGUAUUUGCUGAGCCAAGCGACGUCGAAGGUUGAGCUUAAGCAGAAAAAGAUUGAUGUGGCACUCAGAGAGUACAGAACAAAAGCAGAUGAUUCUUACAAUAAUGCUAAAUUUGAUUUGGAAAAUGAAUUGCUAAAUGUCUCUGUCUUUGACGAUACAGAGGACUUGUUGCAGAUUGAAGAGCUCAAGCGAAAAAAGCAAACCCUACAGAACGAGCUUGACGACCAACUAGAAUUGAACCGGAAACUGCUUGAGAAAGCAGAGGCUACACAUGAGACAUCAUCAAAGACACUUGAGAUGAAAUUGAAAGAAUCAAUGGAUACCGAGUUCUCGAAGUUGACCGAACAAGAAAACUUACUCAAAAGUCUAGAUGACGAACUAGUCAAACUCCAAGAGUCUAUUAAUAGUCAGAGACAUUUGGAGAGUGAUCUCCAAACGCAGAUUAUUGCAAAAGAAGAGCUUAUCCAUAAUUAUUCGGCCGUGAGAGGAGACUGGCAGGCACAGCUCCACGAUCUCAAUGGCGAGCUUCGGAACUAUAACCAGAGUGAAUCUGACUGGUCGCAAGAAGUGCAAAAGGCCAAAGCUGAUCACGAUCGCGAACAAAAGAAAUUAAAGAACUACACGAAAACCAGGCGGGCGCUUGAAUACGCACUAUUUCAAUAUGGAAAGAGUCGUAAGUCAUUCUUGAUCAUACCAAAAAUGUCACCGGAAUCGCAAACUUUUCAAGAGUUUGAUAAGAUCAUAGAAACAGCACAAUUAUCCGAGAAAGCUAGCAUGGAGUGGCAAUUGCACACUCAAGAAUCCUUGCGAAAGUCAAUGACCGCAAUGAUAUUCUCCGGCUCAACUCAAACAAGCUGUCUCGAAUUCAUAAAAGAUGCCUUGACCCAUUUGCUCGAAGGUUCCCAAUCGAAGCGUUUUAGUGGGUACACAUACGAAUUCUUCAUCCAAAGUGUUCGCAUCACUAACAAACGAUUGGUAGACCUCUUUAAUCGAUCUUCUGAGAUAGUAUUGAACUUGAAAGGAGAUCACAUGAAUCUUGUCAGUCAAAAAAUGUCAGUCUCGGGGCCUCAUGAUAUCGACACAGCCUUCCAGAAUAUUACUCUCGACGAACACCCUAGCCUUCAUCUAUUCACAAUCAUCGGAACACAGAAAGCAGGUGAGCCAGAGUGUUUUAGAUCCUCUUUAUGUUUGGUGGAUAUUUCGAAAGCUUCUUUGGCAGAGCAGUCCGUCAUGUUAACCGGGACGAGUGGUAAUAUCGAGCUUCAAGUCCUCCUCAAACAUAUAUUGAAAUAUCAAAAAUGCCUUAGCAUUUGUGAGCUCGACGACAUCGAUAGUCUUGAUGCAAAAAACCUUGCGCAGGCUAUUCAACAUUUCAAUUCAUAG
Australozyma saopauloensis is the source of this 1902-nucleotide messenger RNA. RefSeq names its product Uso5p (gene USO5). NCBI's taxonomy places the organism in Eukaryota, Fungi, Ascomycota, Pichiomycetes, Serinales, Metschnikowiaceae. The record is from RefSeq and is a predicted model, not a curated record. Bases 1 to 1902 code for a protein of 633 amino acids. The transcript has a single exon.